AUGGCUAGUUUUGAUAUUCCAACUAUUGAUGUUUCUCCAUUUUUUAGAUUAGAGGAAAAUGAAGAAGGGAAAAAGAAGGUUAUUGUGCAAAUAAGAGAAGCUUGUGUUAACUAUGGUUUCUUCCAAAUUGUGAAUCACGGAAUUCCUUUGGAGUUGUUGAGCGGAACCAUGGAUAUGUAUUCUAAGACUUUCAGAAAAACUCGCGAAGAAUGUUCUCUGUUUGAUAUUCUUAGGCAAGUAUUGGAGGCGAUUGUUUCUCAUUUCACAAAAUUAGAAGUUGUGUUGGAAGGAAUCAUAAAUGAGUGUCUUGGCCUCCCUCCUGACUUCCUACCAAACUAUAGAAAUGAUCGUUCUCGGGAUUCAUUGCUCGGUCUCCACUACUUUCCAGCGAUAGAAGAUGAUGACAAGACGGGAAAAACUGCACAUGAAGAUCCUGGCUGCUUCACUAUUCUCUACCAGGAUGAAGUUAGAGGCCUUGAGGUGCACAAAGAUGACCAAUGGAUUCCCAUAGCGCCUUCCAAAGACAAACUUAUUGUUAACAUUGGUGAUGUCAUUCAGGUGCUAAGCAACAAUAAAUUCAAGAGUGCAACUCACAGAGUGGUGAGACCAAGUGAAACAAACCGUUACUCGUACGCUUUCUUCUAUAAUGUGCAUGGAGACAAGUGGGUUGAGCCAUUACCACAAUUUACAAAGGAAAUUGGAGAGUCACCAAAGUACAGAGGAUUCGUGUUUGAAGAAUAUCAUCAUUUGAGAAUCAAAAACAGGAGUCAUCCUCCAGAUAGACCUGAAGAUCUCAUCCAUAUAACUCACUACUCAAUUUCUAAUUAGAGGACAAGUCUAUGUGAUGAACAGUUUUCUCUCUAUAUGGAAAUAAACAUAUCAAUAAUAUGUAUCGUGACCAUCUCAUUUAAAAAUUUAAUUUGUUAGGCAGCACAUGCUGUUAUUUCUUAAAA
Molecule: messenger RNA, 953 nt
Organism: Solanum stenotomum
Lineage: Eukaryota; Viridiplantae; Streptophyta; Magnoliopsida; Solanales; Solanaceae
Product: 1-aminocyclopropane-1-carboxylate oxidase 5-like
Exons: 3
Coding region: 1-828 (275 amino acids)
Molecular function (GO): dioxygenase activity
Source: RefSeq, a predicted model, not a curated record